CCUAUCCCAUGCUCUGGGUGGUGCUUAUAAUAUUUAAAACAACACAGUCAAUUAUGGUGAACUCUAGAAUCCACUACCAACCAACGAUAAUUCAUUUCUUUGUUUCUUUUCAUUCUCACCAGUGCCUUUCCUUAUCUUGUAGAUUCAUACUUACUGAAGAUGUCAAACAUGGGAGUGAUGUCCACCUGCUUCUGUGUCCGUUCUUUUGUACACCUGCUUAGGCCGGGAGUGCAGAAAAUGGGCUAUUUCCAAAUGCACACUGCAUCCAGGUGUGCUGCUAAGAAUCACUACGAAGUGCUGGUGCUUGGCGGGGGCAGUGGUGGAAUCACCAUGAGUGCUCGGAUGAAGCGGAAAGUGGGAGCUGAAAACGUGGCUGUUGUUGAACCAAAUGAGAAACAUUACUAUCAACCCAUGUGGACACUAGUUGGCGCUGGUGCAAAACAGCUGGCAACAUCUGGACGUCCGACAGCCAGCGUGAUUCCUUCAGGUGUAAAAUGGAUCAAAUCCAGUGUUACAGAGUUGGAUCCAGACAAGAACUGCAUCCAUUUAGCGGAUGACAAAAAGAUAUCUUACAAAUAUUUGAUAAUUGCCCUUGGGCUUCAACUGCAUUACGAAAAGAUUAAAGGUUUGCCUGAGGGUUUUAAUUAUCCUAAAAUAGGUUCCAAUUAUUCAGUCCACACAGUAGAGAAAACCUGGAAGGCUUUGCAAGAUUUCAAGGAAGGAAACGCCAUCUUCACUUUUCCAAACACUCCAGUGAAAUGUGGAGGGGCUCCUCAGAAAAUCAUGUACUUGUCAGAGGCCUACUUGAGAAAGACAGGAAAACGAUCCAAAGCCAACAUCAUCUUCAAUACUUCGCUUGGAUCAAUUUUUACUGUUCAGAAGUAUGCUGAUAGAUUGCUGGAGAUAAUUAAGGCUAGGAAUAUUGUUGUUAACUACAAAUGCAAUCUCAUUGAGGUUCGAGCAGACAAACAAGAAGCUGUAUUUGAGAAUUUGGACACACCUGGAGUGACUGAGGUUUAUCAGUAUGAAAUGCUUCAUGUCACACCACCUAUGGGACCACCUGAUGUACUCAUGAACAGUCCUGUUUCAGAUGCAGCUGGCUGGUUAGACAUAGAUAAGGAAACUCUGCAACACAAGAAAUACCCCAAUGUGUUUGGUAUUGGAGACUGCACCAACCUUCCAACAUCAAAAACAGCUGCAGCUAUAGCUGCCCAGUCUGCAGUGCUUGAUAAAACAAUUUCUUCAGUAAUGAAGAGCCAAUUGCCAACUAAAAAGUACGAUGGAUACACUUCCUGUCCCAUUGUAACAGGCUACGAUAAAGUGAUUCUAGCAGAAUUUGACUACAAUUCUCAGCCUCUGGAAACAUUUCCCAUUGACCAGAGUAAGGAGAGACUACUCAUGUACUACAUGAAAGCUGAUGUAAUGCCUUUUCUUUACUGGAAUGGAUUACUAAAAGGCUACUGGGGAGGUCCUGCUCCUAUAAGAAAUCUGAUGCAUCUUGGUUUGAAAUGAUGAUCCAAUCAACUUUGCUUACUGGCCAGAACUAAGUCUAAGAAAAGGAACAAUUUUUAAAACACACACCUGUUCUCUCAAAUAAUAGCACAUACUUCUGUGGAUAUUGUACUUGAUGUAUCAAAGGCCAGGUUUCUCUUCUGGUGAGAAUUAAACCUUGAAUUUAAAAGUAAUGUAAGAUGUCUUGUUACUAAAAUGUCAUUGGGGUUAAUGGUGGAACAAUGGGGUGGAAAUAAUAGCAGUUUUCUACUGCUGAUAAGUACCAUACCAGAGUAUUGUAACACAAAGAAGUGAGUCUGAACCCAACUCUAAAUAACUGAUCCCAUUCUAUACAAGUUUACUUACUAAAGCCUAUUGCAUCUGAUUGUUACUGUGUACACUUAAUCAGCAUGGAAACGAUGGGAGCUACAUAAUAACUGUGUGCAUCUACCUUCUAAUAUUAAAUGUAUCAUUUAAACUUCU
Molecule: messenger RNA, 1974 nt
Organism: Trachemys scripta elegans
Lineage: Eukaryota; Metazoa; Chordata; Testudines; Emydidae
Gene: SQOR
Product: sulfide quinone oxidoreductase
Exons: 9
Coding region: 160-1512 (450 amino acids)
Cellular component (GO): mitochondrion
Molecular function (GO): FAD binding; sulfide:quinone oxidoreductase activity
Source: RefSeq, a predicted model, not a curated record